Molecule: messenger RNA, 852 nt
Organism: Schizosaccharomyces osmophilus
Lineage: Eukaryota; Fungi; Ascomycota; Schizosaccharomycetes; Schizosaccharomycetales; Schizosaccharomycetaceae
Gene: pro3
Product: delta-1-pyrroline-5-carboxylate reductase Pro3
Exons: 1
Coding region: 1-852 (283 amino acids)
Biological process (GO): L-proline biosynthetic process
Molecular function (GO): pyrroline-5-carboxylate reductase activity
Source: RefSeq, a predicted model, not a curated record
AUGACAGGAUUUUGUGUGCUCGGAUGUGGUACUAUGGGCAAGGCCCUCUUGACCGGUAUCUUUGACUCAAUUAAAGAGCAAGAUGAACAAGCUUCUAAGAACAUAUCGGUUCCCGACAAAUUCUAUGCUUGUGUGAAGUUUGUUCAAGAAGCCAUAGAGAUUGAGAAGCUGUUUGCUGGAGACGUUGGAAUCUCCGUAACAGAUGAAGAAAAUGUACAAAAAGCAGCAGCAAGCGACGUUUUGUUGCUCAGUUGUAAGCCUCAAGGUGCUGAAGAUGUUUUAGGUGCUCCAGGCAUGAAGGAAGCCCUAAAAGGAAAGCUGAUCUUAUCUAUUUUGGCCGGCAAGACAAUAGAUUCCCUAAAGAAUUUGUUGGAUGACAGCACUCGUAUUAUUCGUAUCAUGCCCAACACCGCUAGUCGUAUCCGUGAAAGUAUGAGCGUGCUUUGCCCUGCCCCUAAUGCUACGGAGGCGGAUGUGGAGUUUGCUGAAUGGGCAUUCAACGGUAUCGGACGUACUAUGAAGCUUCCUGAAAAACUCAUUGAUGCUUCCACCGCCAUGUGUGGUAGUGGACCUGCCUUCGUUGCUACUAUGAUUGAAGCCAUGACUGAUGGUGGUGUUAUGAUGGGAAUUCCUUUUGCACAAGCUCAGGAACUUGCCGCUCAAACCAUGGUUGGUACCGGACAAAUGGUUUUACAAGGUCAACAUCCUGCAAAGAUUCGUAACGAUGUUUCUACUCCAGCUGGCUGCACUAUUAGUGGAUUGUUGGCAUUGGAAGAUGGAAAAAUCCGUAGUACAAUUGCUCGUGGUAUAGAGCAGGCCACCAAGACUGCUUCUGGUUUAGGAAAUAAUUGA